AUGCUGGGAGCACGACCGAAACUCCGCUACGUCCACGAAUGGGACGGACGGACUUUCCACUACCGUCCUAUUCCGCCACAAGGGCCUGCUAAUAAGGAGGACCUGCUCAACGCCAUACCGUGCAUCGGAACACCCGUCUCCUUCCCUCUCGGCGACGAACAUGGCAGCCAUUUCCUCGCCCACAUCUCCGCCCUCGUCUGCAUAGGCAAGAACAGGCGCUGCACAAUGCUAGCUACCGAAACCGAAUGCCAUCAGCUCCGCGAUAAAGUCUUGCAACGUCUGCUUGACUACGAACUGCGGCAUGACUGGAACCUGGACCGCGCGGUGGCGAGGAAGGGGUUGGAAAUGUGCUGUCCGCGCGCUACGGACAAAGCGGUCGGUGACGAUGGGCGCGUGUUGCGGUUCACGGGGACGUACGUCGUACAGGCUGUCAGGAAGUUCCUGGGUUGUAGGGAGAGUCGGUGGUUUUGGCUGAGGGAUGAGCCGGUGGCUGAUACGCGGGCGGAGGGCUUUGUGAUCGAUUUGAGGGACCGGAGCGCGCGGAUGAUUGGGUAUGAUUAG
Molecule: messenger RNA, 561 nt
Organism: Saxophila tyrrhenica
Lineage: Eukaryota; Fungi; Ascomycota; Dothideomycetes; Mycosphaerellales; Extremaceae
Exons: 2
Coding region: 1-561 (186 amino acids)
Source: RefSeq, a predicted model, not a curated record